UUCAAAUUUGAAUUCAAUUUGGUCAUUUAUAUGUGAUAAAAGUAAAUAAAAGCGGCUGUUGAUUUACAUUUGCAUAGAUUUUAGUUCUCUGUUGUGUUUGAAUACGCUCAAUUCUGUUAAUUUUUCAUAUCGAGGUGAAACAGAAAUUUAAGACGAGAAGGAAAUGACGAUUACACCAAACGAAAUUUUUCUGCCAGAAAUGUCAGAAACGCUGGCUUUGCACCUUCUCUAUGUUAUACGUUCUCUGUAACGCUAUCCAAAUUGCCAAAGCAGCUGAUUAAUAUUAUUAUUUAAGUGUUCUUUUAAUUUUUUAUAUCCAACAUUGAAAUGAUUAAAACGGAAAACGAUGUUAAAGUGGACAUCAAGUCUGCAAAAUCUGAGAAAGAGCGCUCAAAUAAGCGCACCCAUAGGAAAGAAAAGCAGAAGCCUCAAACUAAGAUUGUUAUUCGACACUUGCCACCAACCAUGACUGAGGCCGAUUUUCUUAAACAAAUCGAUCCCCUACCACCACAUGAUUUUUACUAUUUCGCUGCAGCGGAUUGGUCCCUAGGAUUCGAUGCUACAUGCCGCGCGUAUAUAUCUAUGAAAAACUAUGAUGAUGUAUUCCUAUUCAGGGAUCGUUUCGAUGGUUAUGUUUUUGUGGAUUCCAAAGGUGCAGAAUAUCCAGCCAUUGUUGAGUUUGCACCAUUUCAAGGUCUGAAAAAUAAAUCACGUCGAGUUGACAGUAAAGUGAGUACCAUAGAGCAGGAAUCUCACUAUCAAAACUUUAUAACCAAACUGGAAGAAGAACGAGAAGCUGCUAAAAGUGGUGAAUGCAAAUUAGAAUUUAGUUUGGAUCGAAAAAAAGAAGAAAAAAUUACUUCAACCCCUCUACUACAAUAUCUCGCAAAUAAGAAAGAAAAACGACGGGAGGAUGCAAAACGUAGACAAGAAGAAAAGCGACGUCAACGUGACGAAGACAAGGAAAAACGAAAGCAAGUACAAGUAACAAAAAUUAUAUCAAAUAAUGAAGGCGCUGCCGCUGGUGGGGGUAAAAGUAAUAAGUUAGGUGUUGGUAAAGAAAAUGUUGUUGGCGAGAAAAGUGGUUCACAGCAAUUACAUGAGGAGGGUAAAAGUUCACGAUCUCAACGUCGAGCUGAACGUAAUCAGAAAAGAAGGGAAGAAUUUGAACGUAAGCGCCAGGAAAGGGAAAAAGUCCUUGAAGUGAAAUCAAAAGUAGAUGCCAUUGCUGGUAGCGAGCGAAAGACGAAAGAGCAAUCGCUACAAGGAUGUAAAGCCGACGAUGGGAAACAGCAGCAACGCAAAGAAGGUGGAAAACGUUAUAGUGAACGUCGCGAACGAGAUAGGAAUCGCAACCGUAAGGAGAAGGAGAAGGAAAAACCACAAUCGACUGGAGUUGACGGUAUUCAAAAGAGCGAAAGUACAGCUUCUGAAGCAAUGAAAGCUGCAGCAGUUGCAGCUGCUGGUGGAGAAGCUAUAGUUAGCGAGUCAGUUAUGAAUUUUAUACGUAGUGUGGCUACAGCAAAGGAGUUUGUUCCUAAACAUAAGCAACAAAAAAUGGAAGAACUCAAAAAUACAUCGUCUACGGAAAGCGUUGCACCAGCAAAAGUUGAAAGGGAUCUUGAUGACAAAGCAUCAGAAGAAGAGCAGAAAAAGGAAAAUUUUUUCGGAGAGGAAGACACGCGCACUCAAAAACAACGCAAUGCAGAUGAACAACGUCGUAUUAGAAAUAAGGAUCGACCCUCCAUAGCCAUCUAUCAACCAAAAGCACGUUUACGUAUAUCCGAAGAGCGAGAUCCGAUUUCCUCUCAGCCUCAAGGUAGUGUUAAGAGUGACACCCGUAGCAAUCCCGCUUCGGAUUGUGAAAGCAUCAAAAAGGAAGAAACCAGAACCAAAAAAGUUUCCCGUUACUCUGAGCGUCGAGCGGAACGUCGUAAUAACAAGGAUAAGCAAAAGAGCUCUUCAGAUUCGGCUGAUUUGGAACCAAAAGUAGAAGCGGCGCAAUCGUUCAAAUUAGACGAUAUCCCUGGUACUUCUGAACCUUUACAAGACAAUGAGAAAUAAAAAUAUUUAUGUAUGUAUAGCUAUAAAUUUCCGUAUGAAAAGUAAAUGUUUAACUUCACAUCCGAUUUCGGAAUUACAAAAAAAAGCUUACUUUUGAAAAUAUAAAUAUAAUAUAAACAUAACCUUUAUUUAUC
Molecule: messenger RNA, 2198 nt
Organism: Ceratitis capitata (Mediterranean fruit fly)
Lineage: Eukaryota; Metazoa; Arthropoda; Insecta; Diptera; Tephritidae
Gene: Upf3
Product: regulator of nonsense transcripts 3B
Exons: 3
Coding region: 328-2064 (578 amino acids)
Biological process (GO): nuclear-transcribed mRNA catabolic process, nonsense-mediated decay; positive regulation of translation
Cellular component (GO): cytoplasm; nucleolus
Molecular function (GO): mRNA binding
Source: RefSeq, a predicted model, not a curated record